This is a messenger RNA of Acytostelium subglobosum LB1, 1083 nucleotides long. RefSeq lists its product as hypothetical. The transcript has a single exon. NCBI's taxonomy places the organism in Eukaryota, Evosea, Eumycetozoa, Acytosteliales, Acytosteliaceae. The record is from RefSeq and is a predicted model, not a curated record. Bases 1 to 1083 code for a protein of 360 amino acids.
AUGUUCAACCAGCCACUGGCACCAGGUGUCUUGCCCAUCUCGUUGUUAUAUCUUCACUUUGGACGAGGCCACAUUGUCAGCUGCAAAUUCGACCAGCCAUUCCAGGUGGGAUCUCUCCCUGACCACCUGAUCGAGCUACAUCUCAGCUAUAUAUAUGAUCAACCAUUUGCACAUGGAGUACUACCUCAAUCACUUAGAACAUUAUACUUUGGAGACUAUUACCGAAAGACCUUGUCACCAGGUUUGUUGCCUGGCUCUCUGACCUCCCUCACUCUAGGCUCAUACCUUCGUAGUGAUGUUGCACCAGGUACACUACCUCAAUCACUUAGGACAUUGGAGAUAUGUUUGAAACCAGAUAUCUUAAUUAGUGGAAUACUACCAUCAUCAAUCACUGAACUGUACUUGGAAAGCAAUAAUAUUGAUGCGAUCAAACCUGGACAACUCCCAUUGUCGAUCACCAAAUUGAGUCUUGGACACCAAUACAAUCAUCCAUUGUCCGCUGGGGUGUUGGGGCCCUCACUCACAUGGCUCAGCAUUGGCAAAGAGUUCAAUCAGACCAAGAGGAUCAACAAGGUGAUACCAAAAUCAGUCAAACAUCUGGAGCUACACUCGCUUGGACAGAAGGCACUGUUGGAUGGUACGCAGGUGGAGGAGUUGGUGAUCAGAGGAUCGGUCAGUGCCAACUACGCAGUGACAACGUGUCGUGCUGUCCUGAGGUCAUUGAAGAUGAAAGCCAACAUUCCCCAUACAAACACAAACAAUGUACGCAAUCGACAAUUGCAGUUUGUCGCGUCAUUGAUCACGACCAUACCCAAUGUGACAGAGUACCAAGUCGAGAUGAAGUAUGCCAAGUCACCGCGAACCGGUAGGAUCAAUACCGAGGAAAGGACGAUCACUGUACAGGUUCGAAUGAAUGAUGAUAUACAUGGCGUAUGUCUUGUGAGGAAGCAUCCCAGCCAACUCGAAUCCAUGGAACAGGAGAAGUUAUACUUCCACACGCUGACAUUUCGAUUGGAUCACAGCAAAGUGAACACGAAGAGCUCAAAGAAGACAACGGCCAAGAAGACAAAGUUAGGUGAAUAA